Sciurus carolinensis (gray squirrel) is the source of this 1658-nucleotide messenger RNA. It is a transcript of the gene Coq9, whose product is annotated as coenzyme Q9. The coding region runs from base 59 to 1018 and encodes 319 amino acids. The record is from RefSeq and is a predicted model, not a curated record. Gene Ontology annotation, biological process: ubiquinone biosynthetic process. Lineage: Eukaryota; Metazoa; Chordata; Mammalia; Rodentia; Sciuridae. Gene Ontology annotation, cellular component: mitochondrial inner membrane. Gene Ontology annotation, molecular function: lipid binding. The transcript is spliced from 9 exons.
GCAGCCGACUGACGCUGUCCGGUGCGUCAAGUCGUUGGCGUGCGUGCCCGCUUCCAAGAUGGCGGCGGCGGCGGCAGCGUCGGGCGUGCUGGGCAAGGCAGGCUGGAGGUUCCUACAGUUGCGGUGCCUGCCCGUGUCCCACUGCCGAGCGCUCCUGGUGCCACGUGCCUUCCAUGCUUCAGCUGUGGGGUUCAGGACUUCUGAGGAGCAGAAGCAGCAGCCUCCCCACUCUUUUUCUCAGCAGCAAUCUGAGCCACCAGGGGCACAAAAACCUGACGUAGAGUCUCCUCGCAUACCUCCCAGGUACACAGAGCAGAGUGGGGAGGAGGAGGAGGACUACGAGAGUGAGGAGCAGCUGCAGCACCGCAUCCUGACGGCAGCCCUGGACUUUGUGCCUGCCCACGGGUGGACGGCAGAGGCUAUUGCUGAAGGAGCCCAGUCUCUGGGUCUCUCCAGUGCAGCAGCCAGCAUGUUUGGAAACGAUGGCAGUGAGCUGAUAUUGCACUUUGUGACCCAGUGCAACGCUCGGCUCUCCCAUGAACUCGAAGAGCAGCAGAAGCUGGUGCAGCUGGGCCAGGCAGAGAAGAGGAAGACAGACCAGUUCCUGAGGGAUGCAGUGGAAACCAGACUGAGAAUGCUGAUCCCAUACAUCGAGCACUGGCCCCGGGCCCUCAGCAUCCUUCUGCUCCCUCACAACAUCCCACCCAGCUUGAGCCUGCUUACCAGCAUGGUGGAUGACAUGUGGCAUUAUGCAGGGGACCAGUCUACUGACUUUAACUGGUACACCCGCCGGGCCGUGCUGGCUGGCAUCUACAACACAACAGAGCUGGUGAUGAUGCAGGAUUCAUCCCCAGACUUUGAGGACACUUGGCGCUUCCUGGAAAACCGGAUUAAUGAUGCGAUGAACAUGGGCCACACUGCCAAGCAGGUGAAGUCCACUGGAGAGGCACUGGUGCAAGGCCUCAUGGGAGCAGCAGUGACGCUCAAGAACUUGACAGGUCUGAAUCAGCGCCGGUGAAAGGAAGGGGUAUAAACCCGAGUGCCUGGAAGAAAACGUGCAGGUAGAUUUAAAGGGUUUUAAAAAGAAGUGCAAUCUGUGGAACAAGGCGUUACUGAGAACACACUGAAGGACUCUGGAGUCACCGCAACAGCUCUGUGGGAACCACAGGGCACUCCGGGAUAGUUCUGACCUGGAACUGGGCUACUUCUUCAGUUCCUGAUCCCAGGCCUGCCUUCUGAUGCCUUUCUGCAUUACAACUGCGUGACUGGAAAACAAGACCCAUCCAAGCAUUCAAGCCACAGAAACGCAGCAUGUCCCUGUCACAGUCUCCCAGUCACCUUGGUCAUGUCUUAACCUUCCUAGAAAUGCUCUCUGGAGCUCCCAAAUCAGAGCCAAAGUCUGAAGCUACCACCAGGUGGCAGCUCAGCCCGAGCGCAGCACAGGCCGUGCAUACGGAGGUGUUCCUGUGCUGUCCUGAGGUGCUGCUCCUGUGAUCCACUCGGAAAGCUAGACAGCACCUGCUGGACUGUGGUGCUCAGCCUGGCCAGAAGUAUGAUGCAGGGGUGGCCAGUGGUGUCACAUUACACUAGCAUGCGUUGCAGGAUUAGUGUAUUUAGAAUCUGUAAAAAUAAUAAAUACGUUUGAAGCAUUUUGCUGU